Messenger RNA from Penicillium oxalicum, 1935 nucleotides. RefSeq names its product serine/threonine-protein kinase. Bases 1 to 1935 code for a protein of 644 amino acids. Gene Ontology annotation, biological process: protein phosphorylation. Lineage: Eukaryota; Fungi; Ascomycota; Eurotiomycetes; Eurotiales; Aspergillaceae. Gene Ontology annotation, molecular function: protein serine/threonine kinase activity; ATP binding. The transcript is spliced from 6 exons. The record is from RefSeq and is a predicted model, not a curated record.
AUGUCCUGGAAACUCACCAAAAAGCUGAAGGAGACGCACCUGUCGCCUCUGACCAGCACAUUCGGUCGCUCAUCGUCCACCUCUACCAUCAAGGGUGAAUCGAAUAGCCACGGGGGUGACGAGACUCCGGUUUCGUCUCAGCCUCCCAGCACCACUCCAACCGCGUCUUCAAAUGGCAUCGCUGCAUCAGAAUCGCUCGUGUCACCCCCAGUGGCUCCUGUCAAGCCCGGCAUCCUGAUCGUCACCCUUCACGAAGGCCAAGGCUUUUCCUUGUCUCCCCACUACCAGCAAAUCUUCAACUCUCACUUCCAAAACAAUUCUUAUGCCCCAUCAUCUCUGCGACCCAGCACCUCCUCUUCGUCACACUCGUCCCAUGGGCAGGCGGGCUCUUUUGUGCAGUCGAAUCGCCCGCAAUCCACCAGCGGGGGUCUCAAUGCUCCAACCAUUCACGGCCGUUAUUCCACCAAGUAUCUUCCUUAUGCUCUCCUCGAUUUCGAAAAGAACCAGGUCUUCGUAGAUGCGGUUUCGGGUACACCAGAGGCCCCCCUUUGGGCAGGCGACAGCACCGCAUUCAAGUUCGAUGUGUCCCGCAAGACUGAACUGAAUGUUCAGUUGUAUCUGCGGAAUCCUGCUGCUCGGCCUGGCGCUGGCCGAAGCGAGGAUAUCUUUUUGGGUGCCACCAAAGUGCACCCGCGCUUCGAGGAAGCCGGCCAAUCCUACGUGGAUGACCCAAAGCUGAGCAAGAAAGACAACCAAAAGGCGGCCGCCGCACACGCUGCACAGGAGCGCACCAUGGGUCAACUGGGUGCCGAAUGGCUGGAUCUCCAGUUUGGAACUGGCUCCAUCAAGAUCGGCGUCUCCUUUGUUGAGAAUCGACAACGCAGUCUGAAGAUGGAGGACUUUGACUUGUUGAAGGUUGUCGGAAAGGGCAGUUUCGGCAAGGUCAUGCAGGUCAUGAAGAAAGACACCGGCCGAAUCUACGCUCUCAAGACCAUUCGCAAAGCUCACAUCAUCUCCCGCUCCGAAGUCACGCACACUCUGGCCGAACGUUCCGUGCUGGCACAGAUCAACAAUCCCUUCAUUGUGCCUCUCAAGUUCUCAUUCCAGUCGCCAGAGAAGUUGUACUUGGUUCUUGCCUUUGUCAAUGGUGGAGAACUCUUCCACCACUUGCAGCGUGAGCAGCGGUUCGACAUCAACCGUGCUCGAUUCUACACUGCCGAACUACUGUGCGCUCUCGAAUGUCUGCACGGAUUCAAGGUCAUCUACCGUGAUUUGAAGCCUGAGAACAUCCUUCUCGAUUACACUGGGCACAUUGCGCUCUGCGAUUUCGGUCUCUGCAAGUUGGAUAUGAAGGAUGAAGAUCGCACCAACACAUUCUGCGGUACCCCCGAGUAUCUUGCGCCAGAGCUUCUUCUUGGAAAUGGAUACACAAAGACCGUUGAUUGGUGGACUCUUGGCGUCCUGCUCUACGAGAUGUUGACGGGUCUGCCGCCGUUCUACGAUGAGAACACCAACGAAAUGUAUCGCAAGAUCUUACAAGAGCCAUUGACCUUCCCAAGCAGUGACAUUGUUCCCCCUGCGGCACGGGAUCUUCUCACACGCCUGCUCGACCGUGAUCCUGAGCGCCGCCUUGGUGCCAACGGUGCUGCAGAGAUCAAGUCACACCACUUCUUUGCGAACAUCGACUGGCGCAAGCUGUUGCAGCGCAAGUAUGAGCCCAGCUUCCGUCCCAACGUGGUCGAUGCUCGUGACACCGACAACUUCGACAAAGAAUUCACUGGGGAGAUGCCUCAGGACUCCUACGUCGACGGCCCUGCCCUUUCUCAAACCAUGCAGCAACAAUUCGCCGGUUGGUCGUACAACCGACCGGUAGCUGGUCUGGGCGAUGCAGGCGGCAGUGUCAAGGAUCCUUCCUUUGGCAGUAUCCCGGAGUAA